GUAAUGGCUGCUUUCCGGUCAGGGUUGUCACGGGUGACCUCUUAGCCUCAGCAACCGGAGCUCCAAAGAGGGACUGUUUCACAUUGGAUAGAAUUUUACAUACACUCUGGUUUGGGGAAGUUCAGCCCUCCAGACCCCAACAUCAUGAAUUCGGUGUCAACACAGUUGAUCUUAGUGCUCACUUCACUGCUGUUGAUUAUGCCUGUUGUUAAAGCUGUAGAAGCUCGAGAUGCGAUUGCACUCUUACUGGGAGUGGUUCUCAGCAUUACAGGCAUUUGUGCUUCCUUGGGGAUAUACGCCAGAAAGCGAAAUGGACAGAUGUGACUCUGGAGGACUCUUCUGAAUUAGACUUCACCCU
This is a messenger RNA of Peromyscus eremicus (cactus mouse), 358 nucleotides long. Its product is annotated as small integral membrane protein 30-like. The transcript has a single exon. The record is from RefSeq and is a predicted model, not a curated record. The coding region runs from base 145 to 324 and encodes 59 amino acids. Lineage: Eukaryota; Metazoa; Chordata; Mammalia; Rodentia; Cricetidae.